Messenger RNA from Iphiclides podalirius (scarce swallowtail), 1839 nucleotides. The record is from the annotation of a GenBank genome assembly. Lineage: Eukaryota; Metazoa; Arthropoda; Insecta; Lepidoptera; Papilionidae.
AUGGAAUGCGAGAUACGCGCACGCGCAAACUCCUCCUCCAAACGGAGGCCGGUAGUGACGUUCCUAGCUGGCGACGAAGCCAUAGAAAUCCCCGACAAGUCGGUAGUCGGCGUGGACAAGCCGCUAGUGAGGAGCGACAAGAGUGAGUUGGAGUUGGACAGCUUCGCCGAAUCGCUCACCACUAUGCACAGCACCUGGUUUGAUAAGAGAGAUCUCGCGCACAGAAUAUUCGUGAACAGGUCACUGCACUUGGAAAAUGUGAAGUUUUAUGGGUUCGACAUGGACUACACGUUGGCUGAAUAUAAAUCGCCACAGUAUGAAACAUUAGGAUUUAACUUAACCAAAGAGAGACUAGUGAAGAAAGGAUAUCCGCGAGAAAUUUUAGAAUUUGAAUAUGAUCCCUCCUUUCCUGUAAGAGGUCUAUGGUUCGACACGUUAUACGGAAACUUACUAAAAGUAGACGCAUAUGGUAACAUUCUAGUUUGUGUGCAUGGAUUUGAAUUCUUGAAACAUUCUCAAGUGUACGAGUUGUAUCCUAAUAAGUUUUUAACACUGGACGAAUCAAGGGUAUACGUGUUGAACACACUUUUCAACUUGCCGGAGACUUAUUUAAUAGCAUGCUUGAUAGAUUUCUUCACGAAUUCACCACAGUACACAAGAGAGAGGACCGGAGUGAGAUGCGGCGACCUGGCGAUGUCCUUCAAGUCGAUAUUCCAGGACGUGCGCAGCGCGGUCGACUUCGUCCACAUCCACGGCGACCUCAAGUCCAAGACCAUCGAGAACCUGGAGCUGUACCUGAAGAAGGACGAGCGGCUGCCGAUGUUCCUCUCCAGGAUAAGGGAGAGCGGCGCGAAGCUGUUCCUUCUCACCAACAGCGACUAUAACUUCACCGACAAGAUCAUGAACUAUCUGUUUGAUUUCCCGCACGGCGCUCAGCCGAGCGACCCGCACAGGAACUGGAGGACGUACUUCGACUGGAUAGUGGUCGACGCUAAGAAGCCGCUGUUCUUCGGUGAGGGCACAACCCUACGGCAGGUGGACACGCUGACCGGCGCCCUGAAAAUGGGCCAUCACGUCGGACCGCUGCACGAGGGGCUGGUCUAUUCGGGCGGCUCGUGCGACGUCUUCACGGAGCUGAUCAGCGCGAAGGGAAAGGACGUGCUCUACAUAGGCGACCACAUAUUCGGCGACAUACUCAAGUCGAAGAAGAUCGGGGGCUGGCGCACCUUCCUUAUAGUGCCGGAGCUGGUGCAAGAGCUGCACGUGUGGACCGACAAAUGCCAGCUGUUCGCCCAGCUGCAGAAUCUCGACGUGCAACUGGGCGAUAUGUACAAGGACCUGGACUCAAGCACCAAAGAGAAGCCUGACAUAUCGAAGUUGCGUAUGUCGAUACGGGACGUCACCCACAAGAUGGACCUCGCCUACGGCAUGUUGGGCUCGUUGUUCCGUUCGGGCUCGAGGCAGACUUUCUUCUCUUCUCAGGUGGUGAGGUACGCGGACCUGUACGCGGCGUCCUUCCUCAACCUGAUGUACUACCCGUUCUGCUACAUGUUCCGCGCCCCGGCGAUGCUCAUGCCACACGAGUCGACCGUCGCUCACGAGCAGCGAUUCACCGUCGACACGCCCACCAUCGACCGUUCUAGACAUCCGAGCGCUCAGCGACCUUAUUCCGUACCCGAGGAAACGUCUCAAGAAGACUUCACAGUGACUGUCGUUCCAGACAUCAAGGCGCAGGGUUCAGUGCCCCACGUGAGGCCGGAGACUCCGAGGCAGCUCACCCACACCCACGACGAGGACUGCUCCGACGACGAAGAUGUCUCCAAGUCGGGCCACAGCAAA